Elaeis guineensis (African oil palm) is the source of this 724-nucleotide messenger RNA. RefSeq names its product protein DMP6-like. Gene Ontology annotation, biological process: endomembrane system organization. NCBI's taxonomy places the organism in Eukaryota, Viridiplantae, Streptophyta, Magnoliopsida, Arecales, Arecaceae. The record is from RefSeq and is a predicted model, not a curated record.
CAAUGGUACAAAAGACCAUGCAGCGGACCUUCAAGAGCACCGCCAAUCUCGCCAACCUCCUUCCCACGGGCACGGUCCUCACCUUCCAAGUCCUGUCCCCCACCUGCACCAACCUCGGCCGCUGCACCGGUGUCAACCGGACCGCGACCGCAUGCCUCGUGGCCCUCUGCGGUCUGUCAUGCUUCAUCCUAAACUUCACCGACAGCUUCCAUGAUCCGGAGGCCGCCGAGGGGAAGGUGCACUAUGGGCUGGCCACCUUCAGGGGCCUGUGGGUCUUCGAUGACGCCGUGCCUCGUGAACCGGACAAGUUUCGAAUAGGGUUCAGGGACUUUGUCCAUGCUUUUAUGUCGGUGUUGGUCUUCAUGGCGGUGGUCCUGUGUGAAAAGAGCGUGGUCUCGUGUUUCUACCCGUUCCGCUCGGAGAAUAUGGAGCAGCUGCUCGCCAUGCUGCCGGUUGCGAUCGGAGUGCUGGGGAGUGCGCUGUUUGUUGUUUUGCCAACCACCCGCCAUGGAAUCGGCUUCCCACAAUCUCCUCCUCCUUGAUGCUUUUGUCUUGAUUUAUGGACGAACCCAUGCAUCUUUCCGAUUGUUCAAACUAUGUAAGCAGUUGAUGCAUAGGUAAUUAGCUAGUGUUUUUUUUUUUUUGGCAGUAAAGUACUACGGAUCUGUACACAAUGUAAAGGGUAUUGGAGUUGGACUCGUAAGUUGGCGGUUCUGCUGAGGUU